AUGACAGACGGAUGUUCGGAAGGCCACCCGACAGACUCGGGCCCACCGCUAUUCGACCCGGGCCGGUCACUGGGUCGCCGUACCCGCCGGCCCGGUGGCCGUGAGACGACCCACUCAUUAACUUCGAGUCUGGAUGCGGUCACUGGGAAGGUAUCACAACUGCUGAGCAUCUUCGACUCUACUGCCAGUGAUUGUCCUCGUGAAACCAGCGGCGGCCGCGACUCGGACUCCAGACGGACCGCAGGGCAGGCCCCGGGCAGUCCGCCGACAAUGACUCCAUGA
Molecule: messenger RNA, 282 nt
Organism: Guillardia theta CCMP2712
Lineage: Eukaryota; Cryptophyceae; Pyrenomonadales; Geminigeraceae
Exons: 1
Coding region: 1-282 (93 amino acids)
Source: RefSeq, a predicted model, not a curated record